Molecule: messenger RNA, 1213 nt
Organism: Moneuplotes crassus
Lineage: Eukaryota; Ciliophora; Spirotrichea; Euplotida; Euplotidae
Source: the annotation of a GenBank genome assembly
GUGAUAUGGAGAAAAAUAAAGGUUCUAGAAGGUUCGAUAGUGAUUUUUCAGUAGAUAAGAACGUUUCAGCCAUUGAACUUAGUGAAUCCAAGUAUGGAGGAGGAUGCUCGAGCCAUGAUUUUCAAGAGAGUCUUAGGGAUAGCCUUAAGACUCCUCUAAUACCCACUCAAGAGAGAAGGGAGAGUAAUGAAGAUUUUACUAAUCACCAAGAUUGAGAAUGCUUGUAUAACCAAAAAUACAAUGAAAACCCUUUAUCCUCUAAGCUACCUAGUAAACCAUUCAUCGGAACUUAUGAAGAAGCAGAUGAGUACCUCAAGGAUAACCCUGAAAUCCGGACUGGCUACAGGAUAGGCUACAGUGACUUCUGAAUCAUCAUGAGGUCACUAUUCAUAUGUCAUAAUGAAACGGUUAACAUCUGGACUCAUCUCCUUGGCUUCCUAGGAUUCUUCUGAAUUAUUUUCUACAUAGCCAUUGGCCUUGAGGCCACUACACUUCCAUCCUCGCUCCUACAAUUAUUCAAAGAUGAUCUCCUGAGCAAUAUCAAUGAACCAGAUCAAAGGAGUCACACAGUCAGUAAAGUUCCCUUAGGCAUUCACAUUAUCUGAGCAAUGAUCUGCUUCUUCCUCAGCUCGACGUUUCAUUUGUUCAAUUGACACUCUGAAAAUGCACAAAAUGUCCUUUCAAGGUUUGAUUAUGGUGGAAUUGCGGUGAUGAUAGCAGGCUCAAGCACUCCUAUCUACAUUUAUUUAUUCUGGUGUCCUCAAGUCUCUAUUUUUGGAUAUACAUACACAUUCAGUAUGGUAGCUGGAUGUUCCAUAGCAUUUGGUGUAAGCCUCAUUCCAAAAUUUGAUGCACCGGAGUACAGGUUUUGAAGAGCAAUCUUAUUUAUGGUAGUCGGAUUAUCAAGUGCCAUCCCAGCUAUUCAUAUUAUUGGCUUCAGAGAUAGGAGAUAUAUACCUGCUCCACCUAUGUCUCUACUAAUUCUGGGAGGAGCGAUUUAUAUCCUGGGGGCUCUAAUUUAUAGUUCAAGAUUUCCAGAAAGAUUUAACAAGGAUAAGAAGAGAAGAUGAAACUUUGACUACAUUGGAAACUCUCACAACAUCUGGCAUUGAUUUGUCUUGGCAGGAGCAGGAGUUCAUUUCGCUGCUUCAGUCAUAAUGUUCAAAACUUGCCUAUCUCAUCAAUGACCAGCUUAACAAUCUUUCAACCUAAU